AUGGAAUACUCGCGCACGAUAGAGAUGCUCGAUUCGCCUGGAGUCUAUGGAGUGCGGCCUCAUUCCAGUAACGAUCCCUCUCCACCAACAGAACAUCGCGGUCUGCGAGCGGCUCAGGCGUGCGUUGCUUGCAGGAAGCAGAAGCGAAAAUGUGACAAACAGUUACCGUUGUGCUCACUCUGUUCGCGCAUGGGCCGAUCGUGCGACUAUUCGGACAGCACGCCGACUCCGAAUGCUGAUGAUUUUGCCAUGCUCCGCCAGAAAGUCACCGAUCUGGAGGCUAAGCUCGAGUCGAGGGAUACGCCGUGGGGCAGGACGAAUGUUAUUGGAGGCGGCAGAUCGUAUAUCUCGAGUCCUGACCAGAGCUUGCCCCCAGAGCAGUCGUCAAGCUUCCCUCCUAUGUUCCUGCUAGACUCGGAGAUCUUCAAGGAGACUCGGAUGAUCAUCCCUAAGCCUGCCAUUAAACUUGGCCCAGAAGUCUACAAUACUCUCGGCUCCAUCAUCGAUGUGAGAGAUAUCGUAGAUCGCUAUUUCGAGAACGUCCAUCUGUGGUUACCAAUUGUGUCGAAGAAGCGCACACAACUGACACUUGAAAAGCCCGCUCCAGACAUCCCAGCCGAUCUAGCUCUUCUGCUAUUGGCGAUGAAGCUGAUCGGUCAAGGCGGACAUCAAAAUCCUAUAGAAGCCCAAUCGCCUCUGUACUGGAUGGCUAAGCACUGCUUUUCGUUGGUCGAGUCUGGAGGCUUGAUGACCGUGCAGUUCUUGCAAUCCGCACUGCUCAUUACUGCCUAUGAGAUUGGAAAUGCGAUUUACCCAGCGGCGUACCUCUCAAGCGGUCACUGUACCAGGAUUGGAAUCCUAAUGGGUAUUCAUGAUCGCCACCACGCCCCCCAAAUCUUGAGAAAAAGUGGCGCAUGGUCAGAAGUUGAGGAGAUCAAACGCUGCUGGUGGGCAGCCAUGCUUUUCGACCGCUACGUUCACCUGGGCAGCGAGGGGCAUCAGUUGGCGACGGAUGAUCCACCAUUGCAGACAGUACUUCCAGCCAACGAAUCUUCAUGGGAUGAAGGCGACAUGACGACCAGCGAACCCCUCUACAUGUCUACUCCGACUUCCGUCCGCGCGGGCGCGUUUGCCCGCACCUGUCAGGCCACUCAUCUGAUGGGCAGGAUGAUUCGGGUCCUUAACGAUCGCUCAUCUGACCCUGCCACUCGCUUUGCUGAAGCAAUUCAGCUUCACCGCACCCUGACAGCACUAUCCAACGUCCUGCCCUACGAAGUGUCCGAGAGUGCAGCGCAGUACUCGACAGCAAUGGGACUCUGCUAUAGCAGUCUUCUUCACCUGUGUGAGCCAUUCAGCUGCACAGAAACCAACAGAGGCGACCAUACCCUGGAGGAGACAGAGAUGCAAGCGAUAUCGAUCCCAGGCAUGCAAGAGGCUGCUGGAAAAGUGCUUGAAUUCUCUUUGGUACUUCAAAAGCUAAUGGACCAGAAUCUGUCUGCCAUCAGUCCCCUCCUGGCAGACUGUCUGUACUCGGCCACCGCCACGUUUCAAUGGUUGGUUCAUGAGACAGGUUCUGAGGAAUAUAUCACUGGCUACAAUUCCCUGAGAUCCAUCCUUGUGGAGAUGAGCAAGAGAUGGGUGGUUGCGGGGGAGUACGUCAAAAUACUAGAGGUACGUCUGGAAUAUAUAUUGCAGAGCCAUCGCUAA
Messenger RNA from Cyphellophora europaea CBS 101466, 1707 nucleotides. RefSeq lists its product as uncharacterized. The transcript has 2 exons. The coding region runs from base 1 to 1707 and encodes 568 amino acids. The record is from RefSeq and is a predicted model, not a curated record. NCBI's taxonomy places the organism in Eukaryota, Fungi, Ascomycota, Eurotiomycetes, Chaetothyriales, Cyphellophoraceae. Gene Ontology annotation, cellular component: nucleus. Gene Ontology annotation, molecular function: DNA binding; DNA-binding transcription factor activity, RNA polymerase II-specific; zinc ion binding. Gene Ontology annotation, biological process: regulation of DNA-templated transcription; DNA-templated transcription.